Molecule: messenger RNA, 1089 nt
Organism: Rhizoctonia solani
Lineage: Eukaryota; Fungi; Basidiomycota; Agaricomycetes; Cantharellales; Ceratobasidiaceae
Product: polygalacturonase
Exons: 12
Coding region: 1-1089 (362 amino acids)
Biological process (GO): pectin catabolic process
Cellular component (GO): extracellular region
Molecular function (GO): polygalacturonase activity
Source: RefSeq, a predicted model, not a curated record
AUGUUCUCAACACUCUCACCUCUUUUAUUUAGCCUGCUCUGCGCCGACUACGCGGUCUCCCAGGAUUGUGUUGGCACCAUAUCUUCCGUGGACGAUGUGGCAAUAGCAGUCAAGUGCAAAACCGUGAAUAUCAAUGCCUUUACUGUGCCACCAAAUGUUACAUUCAACCUCUCUCUCUUGGAUAAUACAAUUGUCAACAUGCUCGGAAAUGUGUCUUUUGGAGUAUUUAAUUGGGCUGGGCCAUUGUUUCAAGUAAGUGGGAAGCAAGUUUUGUUUAAUGGCAAUGGCUACUUCUUCGAUGGGAACGGUCCAGCCUACUGGGACGGAUUAGGAGGGAACGGAGGGGUUAUUAAGCCACAUCCCAUGAUGAAGAUCAAAAUAUCAGGGCUUUUUACGAAAGUUGGGGUACUUAACUCGCCCGCGCAUACAUUCAGUAUAUCGAAUCCCGCCCCUUUAACCAUCUCCCAUAUAACUAUCGAUAACUCACUCGGAGCUUAUCCAAACGCUAACAGUAGCGGGAAGCCGGCUGGACACAACACAGAUGGAUUCGACUGCUCGACUACUAAUUUGGUCAUCGAAAACAGUUUGAUAAUGAAUCAGGAUGACUGUAUUGCAAUCAACAAAGGCAACAACAUUACCUUCCACAAAAAUACCUGUGUUGGCGGCCAUGGAAUCUCGGUUGGCUCUAUUGAUAGUAACGUAGUCGCAUCAAACAUUCAAAUUACCGGGAAUACUAUAAUUAAUAAUGACCAAGCCCUGCGAAUCAAGACGAAAGCUGCUGCAACUAACUCGACAGUUACGAACAUCACUUUCUCCGGGAAUACAGCAACUGGAUGCAGCGAUUUUGGUGUAAUAAUUGACCAGAGCUAUUCAGCAACCUUGGGCACUCCAGGUGAUGGGGUAGCGUUAUCGAAUGUCAAAUUCGUUGGUACUAUGAACACGAUUCAUGUGAAUGAUACUGCAAGGCGUGUUGCAGUAAAUUGCGGAAAUUCAUCUUGCAUUGGUGUGUGGGAUUGGAAUAAGCUAAAUGUCACAGGAGGUAUCUUUGGCCCUGUCAAUUACGCAGGGAUCACCAACUGGAGCCAGUAA